Molecule: messenger RNA, 1866 nt
Organism: Colletotrichum higginsianum IMI 349063
Lineage: Eukaryota; Fungi; Ascomycota; Sordariomycetes; Glomerellales; Glomerellaceae
Product: Fungal specific transcription factor
Exons: 3
Coding region: 1-1866 (621 amino acids)
Biological process (GO): DNA-templated transcription
Molecular function (GO): zinc ion binding; DNA binding
Source: RefSeq, a predicted model, not a curated record
AUGAUGUGGACGAUCGCGACGGAACCGAGAGCACAAGAGAUUUACGACCCGUGCAGGGCAGGAUCGGAAAAAGACCUGGUCGCCCGCCUCAACCGCAUCGAGCAGGCUCUGAAGGCGGCUCAACGCAGCCAGGAGACAGGGGAGACGCGGGAUGCAUCCAUGUCUCCAGCGUCAUCCUCGGCGCCCUUGCCCGCCGGGCCAGACCCACCCGGUGCCACCACCAACGGCACACGGGAAAAAGCCCAAGGCCGAGCCUAUGACUCAACAAUUCGCGCUUCCGGCGCAACCGUGGGCAAGAUUCACUUCGCCGGUUACUAUCUGGGAGACAUCAGCUCCUACAACGGCAUCCCCUUCUUCUCGCCCGAUGGCCAGGACUGGAUCCGAUCCAGGGCUGGAGAGGACGCCUCGUUCCACACCCUAUUUGGCAUGGGUCCGCUCUGGCAGGCACAGCACCCUGUCCCCGUUUUUCUGGAUGCCCCCCGGCCAAGCUCUGCAGGAGAGUUGCCCGAUAGGGCCGUCGUCGAGGAGUAUCUGGCCCUCUUCCGAGCGUCCCGCUUCGGCCUGUCGUUCCCAGUCAUCGACUACGUCCUGUUCCUGGAGACCAUCGACUUGGCGUAUCAGACGCCUCAGACGGCGUUGACGCUCGAGGUCGUCACGGCCAAAUCUUGCGUCCUCGCCUUCUUCGCCAUUGUCUCGCUCUUUCAGACGGAUUGGAAGUCGUCGCCCGAGAUAGAUGGGGAGGCGUGCGCCCGUGCGGCGCAGAACCUAAUGCCGACCAUUUUGCAAGGCACUAACAUCACUGCUGUUGAGACUGUCUUCAUGUUGAGUCUGUUCCACCUCUUCACUGGCCACCUCCAGCAAGGGGCCAUGUUCCAAGCUGCCACAUGUCGCAUCUUGUUCAUGCUAGGCGCGCACCUCGAGUCUGGCACGAGCCUCAGCCCGUGCCAGACCCCCUCGGCCGAGGAUGACGACCAUGCUUGGCGCGUGAGGAACCAGCUGCGGAGGCUCUUCUGGCUCUCGUUCAAGCUCGACAAGGACAUCUCUCUCCGCACGGGCCAGCCACCUACCAUCAACGACGAGCACUGCGACCUGACGCUGCCACGGAUGGACUGGUGGGCACGCAGCAGCGACGACGAAGCCAGCGCCUCGCCGUCCUUCCUCGACGAGGCCACCGUCACCUCGGCCAUCCAGCCGGACUCGCUGCAGCUGACCAUCAUCAAGUCCAAGAUUUCCAGGAAGCUGUACUCGAUCUCGGCACUGAAGAAGGGAGACGCCGAGCUCCUCAGGGACAUCCGCGAGCUGGACGACGAGCUCGAGAGAUGGCGGGCGUCCGUGCCGCCGUCGUAUCGGCCGACCUUGACUUUCCCCCGGGGGACAGCCGUCGUCCGAAAGGGCCGGCUCGGCAUGGAGGAGAUUAUCCUCCACUUCGAGUACCACUACCUGAUGGCCAUGAUCCACCGAGCGAGUGGCAGGUGUCGCUGUUGGGCCAGCGGCGAGAGCAGCGGCUUGGAGGGGGUGAGCUCGAGCCAGGCCCUGUCGGUGCAGGCGAGCCGAUCGACGCUACACUUUCUCAAGGCCGCGAUCCACGGCGUGGAGCAUGUGGCCUUUUGGCUGGUGGUGUUUUAUCCAAUGUCGGCGAUAUUGGAAAUCUUCUGCAACUUGCUACUGCAGCCUCUGCAUCCGCAGGCGGAGGAAGACAUCGAGCUCCUGGAGUCCGUCCCGCAUCUCAUAGAAGGGAUGCGGAAUCGCCAGCUGACGCCACAUGAGGUUGCGCAUGUGAAGAUCGUCGAUGCCUUCGUGGCGGAGCUGACGAGGCUGGGAACAUGCGCCAUCGCCAAGGCGCGGCGGGAGCAGCAGGUUUCGUGA